This is a messenger RNA of Lithohypha guttulata, 1386 nucleotides long. RefSeq lists its product as uncharacterized. Gene Ontology annotation, cellular component: mitochondrion. The transcript has a single exon. The coding region runs from base 1 to 1386 and encodes 461 amino acids. The record is from RefSeq and is a predicted model, not a curated record. NCBI's taxonomy places the organism in Eukaryota, Fungi, Ascomycota, Eurotiomycetes, Chaetothyriales, Trichomeriaceae.
AUGGCGACAGCGAAGCCACCUAUAUUGACAGUCAAUUUCUUUCGCGCUGUUAGAAGCUGCCGACCACAGACAUAUCACAGUAUUUGCAAUCGACCGACUGCGUUAUCAUGGAUAAACGAACUGCAUACUUCCAGUCAAAGGCUACAACAGGAGCAGGGCUAUCAGCGAUAUGGACCAGCUGCGACACCGGCAAUGCCACCACCACCCAAGCCCAGUGAUCCAUAUCUACCUAGCACAGAGCAAGCGAAGAAAGAUGCGUCAGAUAUUGAGGUGAAAAGGACAGAGCACAAGAAGAAUAGGGAGAAAGACAAGGAGGAGGAACAACGCGAUGUACAGAAACAGAACGACGUCGAGAAGAAGGCCGAGCAGAAGGAAGACUCCAGCCCUCAGCCAGAAGAUACCCUGCAAGCUACCGAUGUCAAGCCUGAGGAGCCAGCACCGAAGCAGCAUCAACAACAACAACCACCACCUCAAAAACCUCCGCAAAGUAUUGACGACGGUCCAUUACCCAAUCGAGAGCUAGAUAUAGUCCUCUCCAUCCCCUCCCCAAGCGAAGUAAAAGCAGAUGGCGCCUCCUCGCACCACCCCCACCUCGAAGCCUCUCCAUACGAGCACCACUUCGACACCUACAGCCUCGUCCAAGAACUCUGCAAAGAGGCAGCGCCCAACCCCCACGACCCCAAUGCGUCACCCGACCAAACCUUCUCCUCAAAACAAGCGAUAAUACUCAUGAAGUCCAUCCGCCUGAUGCUUGCGCAGAACCUCGACCUAGCAAAAGAAGGCCUGGUAAGCAAGAGCGACACCGAGAACGAGACAUAUCUAUUCCGCGCAGCGUGCAGCGAGCUUAAGACAACGAUGCAGACGUCGCGGUUCAUGGAGGCGCAAAAGCAGCGGAGUCAGAGAGCACAGUUACAGCAUGAAUACGAUAUACUUAAUCAGAAGGUGGGAAACGACGUCGCUUCCAUGCGCGAAGAACUCAAGGGCAUGUUCAAUGACCGUAAGCUAGGUCUAGCUGAUGAGAAGCGGAAAGUGGAUGGGAAAAUACAGAGUCUGUCAUAUCGCAUCUCGGUAGACCUCAACUCAGAUUCGAGGUCCGAGGUUGAAGGACUCCGAUGGGUCCUGACUAGGAGAGCAGCGCUAGCCAUAGGUGCUGCGGCGAGCAUGACACUGGCGUUCCUGCAGUAUUACAGUGUGAAGAGUAGGGAGCAGGCGGAGAUUGAGAAGAAGAGGAAGGCGGCUCAGCGAGAGCAAGAGGAGAGGUUGAAAAGAGAACAGGAUCGUUUUGGUACGAGUACUGUGGCAAUGGGUAGGAGUGCAGGUACUCAGACGGAUGGAAUUGUGCUGGGAGGAACAGCUGGUGGCAAUUACGAGGAGAGUCUAGGAUAG